AAGAAGGACUACGAGCGCGAAUUGGCCAAGUUGCACCACGAGUUGGUCAAGUUGCAGCACUGGAUCAAGGAUCAGGGCUUGCGGGUCGUAAUUGUCUUUGAGGGGCGCGACACGGCUGGCAAAGGCGGGGUCAUCAAGCGCGUCACCGAGCCGCUCAAUCCGCGCGGCGCGCGCGUGGUGGCUUUGGGCACGCCGUCGGACCGCGAGCGCACCCAGUGGUACUUCCAGCGCUACGUGACCCACCUGCCGACCGCGGGCGAGAUCGUGGUCUUCGACCGCAGUUGGUACAACCGCAGCGGUGUCGAGCGGGUGUUAGGUUUUUGCACCGAGGAGGAGUAUUGGGAGUUUCUCCACUCGUGCCCGGAGUUUGAGCGCAUGCUAGUGCGCUCGGGGAUCAUCCUGCUCAAGUACUGGCUCUCGGUGAGUGAGGAAGAGCAAGAAAGCCGCUUUCAGGAGCGCGCCCGGAAUCCGCUCAAGCGCUGGAAGCUCAGCGAUAUAGACCUCAAGUCGCGGAACCUGUGGGUCGCGUACUCCAAGGCCAAAGACGAGGCGUUUUUCUACACAGACAUUCCCGAAGCGCCUUGGUACACGGUCGAAGCCGACGACAAGCGUCGGGCGCGUCUCAAUUGCAUUGCGCACAUCCUCAGCCAACUGCCCUACAAGGAUGUAAUGCCGCAAAAGGUCAAGCUACCGCCGCGCCCGCCCCACGGCGAGUACCAGCGCCCGCCGCAGAGCAAGUUGCACUUUGUCGAUGAGAAGUACUGA
Molecule: messenger RNA, 765 nt
Organism: Geodia barretti
Lineage: Eukaryota; Metazoa; Porifera; Demospongiae; Tetractinellida; Geodiidae
Source: the annotation of a GenBank genome assembly